Phytophthora infestans T30-4 is the source of this 716-nucleotide messenger RNA. RefSeq lists its product as uncharacterized. Gene Ontology annotation, biological process: intracellular protein transport; vesicle-mediated transport; vesicle fusion. The transcript has 6 exons. The record is from RefSeq and is a predicted model, not a curated record. NCBI's taxonomy places the organism in Eukaryota, Oomycota, Peronosporomycetes, Peronosporales, Peronosporaceae. Bases 57 to 716 code for a protein of 219 amino acids. Gene Ontology annotation, molecular function: SNARE binding; SNAP receptor activity. Gene Ontology annotation, cellular component: SNARE complex; endoplasmic reticulum membrane; Golgi apparatus.
UUUUCUAGGAGAGCUCAGUCGGUGUCGUCCCUAGCAAGAGCUUGAACAAGAGCAUCAUGACCACCAUCUUCGACGGCUACGAUGAAGAGUAUCGCACGCUGACCAGCGACAUCUCCAAAAAACUUAGCGAGAUUGCAUCGUACGAGGACCAGAAAGACAAAAAGAAGGCGAGCAUCGUGCAUGUAGGAGACUUGCUGACACAAGCCACACAACUGAUUCAGCAGAUGGAGCUGGAGGUGCGGAGUUUGGACGCAGCCACCCGUCGUGAACUCUCGAAGAAGGUGGACCAGUACAAGAAGAGUUUGGCUUCACUAUCGGCGGAUCACAAGAAAAUCCGCGAGAAAGAGGAGCGCGAAGGACUCUUUGGCGACCGCGAUGGCAAUGCGGCUUCGGUGGAGCAUCGGGGUCGCAUGGCAGCAGCUACCAACAAGAUGAAAGGCACCACAGACAAGCUGGCUGCUGCACGAAAAGAAAUCGCUGACACGGAAGAAGUUGCACUUGCAAUUGGCGAGGAACUUGGUCGAAAUCGCGAGAAGAUCGAAGCUACACACGCAAAAGUCAAAGGCGUGAAUGAGAUGGCUCGUCGUGGAGGAAACAUCGUCGGCCGCAUGUCAACACGAGACAAACGCCAACGAAUGGCUCUGUCGAUUGCUGCAGGGUUCAUCAUCAUCGCUAUUUUACUGCUGAUUUACUUUGGCAUUUUCAAGAGGAAGUAG